CACACCCGCGCGCGCCUUUUUUCUUACUUGCCCGCGCUCAAAGAAAGGCAUCAUCUACUGAUUGCGCUUCCGUCGUUUGCUUAUUUAUAGUAGACGCUAUGUAUGACCUGAGCGUACGCUGAUGCAAACUAUCCUACAUAGUCUUGUUUGUGGCACGUGUUCGAUAGACCAAUGGAAAUGUUUGGGCGGGUCCCAGAGACCAUGCAACAAUCCCCCUUGUCAGUACCCCCAACAAACUGCCUACAAAAUCCGUCUGGAUAGCUAUAACAGUGUUGUGGUAUCAAGGAAAAGCCAACAAACCAGAACGUCCGGACACUCUGGAAGCGUUUAUAGACAACUAACCUUGGGCGAUUCACUUUUUUUUUUUGCAUCUGAGACCGAGCUCACAAGGUUUAUUCGUAUACCCCUGACCUGUGACCCGUGACCCUUGACCUUCGCGCCAUGGCCCUGGAGAUGCUGAAGGGCUUUGGGAAGCAGCUGCUGAGGGUGAAGGUGGUGGACUGCAAUGCGGAGGGCUCCCGCCUGGCGCGCUGCCUGGGCACCUUCGACCUGAUCGCCCUGGGCGUGGGCAGCACGCUGGGCGCCGGCGUCUACGUGCUGGCGGGCGCCGUGGCGCGCGAGAACUCGGGCCCCGCCAUCGUGCUCUCCUUCCUCAUCGCCGCCCUGGCGUCCGUCCUGGCGGGCCUCUGCUACGCCGAGUUCGGCGCCCGCGUGCCCAGGACCGGCUCCGCCUACCUGUACAGCUACGUCACCGUGGGCGAGCUCUGGGCCUUCAUCACCGGCUGGAACCUCAUCCUCGCCUACAUCAUCGGAACGUCGAGCGUAGCACGGGCCUGGAGCGCCACCUUUGACGAGCUGAUCGGGAACCACAUCGGGGAGUUCUGCCGGGUCCACAUGGCCAUGAAGGUGCCCGGCAUCCUGGCGGAGUAUCCGGACAUGUUCGCUGUCGUCAUCAUCCUCAUCCUGACGGGCGUGCUCGCCUUCGGUGUGAAAGAGUCCGCCAUGGUCAACAAGGUGUUCACCUGCAUCAACGUGCUGGUGCUGCUGUUCGUGGUCGUCUCUGGCCUGGUGAAGGGCUCUCUCAAGAACUGGAACAUCGUGCCCGAGGAGAUCCUCAACGUCACCAACUCCUCCUCUGCCAACUUCUCACAGCUGCUGCCCUCGAAGGAGAGCCUGGGCGCUGGGGGGUUUGUUCCGUUCGGGUUCAGCGGGGUCCUGUCCGGGGCGGCCACCUGCUUCUACGCCUUCGUGGGCUUCGACUGCAUCGCCACCACGGGAGAGGAGGUGAAGAACCCGCAGAGGGCCAUCCCCAUCGGCAUCGUGGCGUCGCUGCUCAUCUGCUUCGUGGCGUACUUCGGCGUGUCGGCGGCGCUCACCGUCAUGAUGCCGUACUACCUGCUGGACAAGAACAGCCCCCUGCCCGUGGCCUUCAAGUACGUGGGCUGGGAGGGGGCCACCUACGCCGUGGCCGUGGGGUCCCUCUGCGCGCUCUCCACCAGCCUGCUGGGUUCCAUGUUCCCAAUGCCCAGGGUCAUCUGGGCCAUGGCGGAGGACGGCCUGCUCUUCAAAUUUUUGGCCAAAGUCAACACCAAAACCAAAACCCCCAUAAUCGCUACGCUAACCGCAGGCAUUGUGGCAGCGAUCAUGGCUUUCCUGUUUGACCUGAAGGAUCUGGUUGACCUGAUGUCUAUCGGCACGCUGCUUGCUUACACCUUGGUGGCCGCCUGUGUACUUGUUCUCAGGUACCAGCCGGAACAGCCCAACUCGGUGUACCAGAUGGCCAACAUGCAGGACGACUGCGAGAUGAACGAGUCCGUGAGCAACACCAGCGUGGGCAUCCUGCCCGACGUGGAGGAACAGUUCACAUUGGGCGUCGUGCUCUACCCCCCCAACCCGGACCCUUCGGCCAUCUCCGGCUUCAUAGUCAACGUGUGCACCAGCCUGCUGGGGUUCCUGAUAUUCCUGUUCUGUGUGGUGGCGGUCCAGGGUGGGAUGGCGGCUUGGUCCUUGACAGUGCUAGUCAUCUUGGCUGUGGGCUGUCUGGCGAUCACCAUGGUCAUUUGGAGGCAGCCUGAGAGCAAAGCCAAGCUGUCAUUCAAGGUCCCUCUCCUGCCCUUCCUACCCGUGGCCAGCAUGUUCAUUAAUGUGUACCUGAUGAUGCAGCUGGACAGAGGCACCUGGAUACGUUUCGCCUUCUGGAUGGUCAUAGGGUUCGUCAUCUACUUCACCUACGGCAUUCGAAACAGCGCGGAGGGCGCGGCCGACUCCGACGGCAGCGAGGACAAGCCCCCCCACACGCCCAACGUGGAGGCCACGCUUCCUGAAAAAGAGGCCUUCCUUAGCAACGGCGUGGAGGCCAGAGAAGAGGAAUAGUGCGCCCCUUAAGAAUCUGGGGCGAAGGGACGACACGACACCCCCCGAUGUCUGGCCUUUUAAAUUUACACUCGUAAGACGGUUUAAAAAUAUUGUGCACAUCAAAAAGGGACCUUGCCCAAGUGAACUUGAAUUGUGGGCCACAACGAACCUUCAACCUACCUGCCAAAGCGGGCUCUUCGGGAACUGGUGGCCACUACCUUGCCUGUACACUCUCGUAACAUCAAAAGUUUUUUUCUUAUGUUGAUCAUUUAUUUCAGAAGUUGUGAAAACCAAAGAAAAUGCAUUUGGGUCAGUGGAUGCCACGUACAACAGCAGAAAAUCGAACUGCAGUUUGUUUUACGCACGCAUCCAAUGUAAGCACUGUCCAUCCGUGUUUUGAAGUGCUUCCCAAAUGCUGGGUUUGUAAGUUAGCGCUUCGCGGCUUCGGGUGUUCCUCCUGUCAAACCGCUUGCUUUCGGCUUUGCAGCCAGUCGUCCUACAGUACCGCAGAUGUGCGUUCGUCAUCUGCACUGACUUUGACCGGGGACAACAGUUCAAACAGUCCAAGUUGGUCUUGGAUAUCAGGUCAAUAUUGUUAGGGGUGGAAAAUCCACGUUCGGAAAGUCCAAUCACCUUGAAUUCUUUAGCCAGGCUAUGGAACUAAUUGCUGAAAUCAGCUGGCUGAGUUCAUGGAUGGAAGAAACGCUACAGUUUCUACGGCUACAAUUUUUUACCUUCUGACUCCUGAACUUUCCACCUCCGAAUAUUGUUGAUGAAAUCAGUGGGCAGCAAUGCUAAGUGCCGGUACAGCCUCUCAUCUCUGAAGAUGUAUGUUUAAAUGUAAUGGUGAAGUUCUCAUUCAGUGUAAUGUUAACCUUCAGGUGCUUGACAUUCUACAUCCAGAUGAUGGAAGUGCGAGAGGUGACCUUGCGUGCCAGGGUCAUCAGCUUUAAAGACUUUCCCUGUGGUCUCUUGCCGGUUGAUUUCAUCAUUCAUUUUUAUUUUUUUUCCUUAAAUGGUAACAAGUGGUAUAAAGUUCUUCUCAUUUUAAAAAGGGAGUUUAAUAUAAGCGUAGGUCUCGCACAUUACUAUGAAAUUUCUUGUAUUCUAUACUUCUUUUGUUCCUCCAGCAUUACCACAUUUUUACAUUUCUCUCUAAAUAUGAUUAUAAAUUUAUAAUCAGUGACGAGGGAAUGCGCAGCAGCUCCAGAUACUGUCUCUCUGUCCUUGCGUAUGCUUUCAGAUGGGAGUUGGCUGCUUUUUAAAAAAAAUUUUUAAAAUGAACUUUUUUUUGGUCCUUCACUACAUUGAACUGGGGGGACACUGAAGUGGAUUUGACAGUAAAUUCACAACUCCACAAUUUUAAAAUCCUAAAAUUAAGCCUUUUAAUUCAGUUUUGUACAUCUGUGCCAUAUACAAAAAAUCCAAAGUGGUGUGUGAAAUGAAGUUACCAAAAUGGGCAUGCUCGUGUGCUAGUGAGCUUUUCACUAGAUCCGUAGGGAGAAUUGAAUGCAUUUCAUGUGCCAUGAAAUAUUUAGUGUUUUUCAUUGUAUAAAUGUACAAUGCUUUGUACAGUCUUGUUGUAAAUAAUAAUCUGUAUAUUUUUAUGAUAAAUUAUUGAAUUGCAGAUCCUAUUUUAAAGAGCCGUGGUUUGUGCAUAUACUUUGCACAGAAAUCUUGUGCAGUGGGGUCAGGAUCUCAGAUCGAUGGUGUGUAGCUACAGUUGUUGUCUGUCUCUGGAAGGGCGUGUGGCUAAGUGCUGUUACUUUAUUUGGUGUGCAGAAGUAUUUCUUUCGGUAUGAAACGUGAAAUCGUUGCCUUCCUUGUAUGGGACUGAAGCCUGGGGCUAGCAAAGGCUUUGCUCGUUGCACUAAUUCAAGGCUUUGCGCCAACUGCAUUUUCUGAAGAGGUCUGUUCGAAGUAUGCAGUGUCAUUACGUUCACCCGGGUACAGUUAGACAAGUCUGCUUGUCGGGAUCUUUGGGUGUAUACAAUUUUAGCUGUGCCUUGAAUGUACCAAAUGAGCACAAUAUAUUUCUGUGGCAGAAGAGGUUAACAGGUACUUGUCUUUGUCCAUGUGAUUUUUCUGUCCAUUUUUGCUUUCUGUUCUUGAUGGGGUUUGGGGGGGAAUUGAGUUGAUGUUCACACUGCUUCCAAAAUGCUGUUACUCUGGAGUGGUGUGUUAACAGUACCACUAGAUUGUGCGCAAGUGCAUAACCGAGGGAUGAGUCAAGCUUUCUGCAGCUAAGCCUGCGUUAACAUCUUUACAGGGCCAUUUAACCUGUGUGUGAGUAUUAUUGGGACCUUGGGAGAUCAGAUCUACAUUCACUGUAAAUUGCGUUUCCUUUUUUACAGUAAAAAUGGAUUUAAAUCAUUGUGCCGAGGGCCCUAAAACCACAGGCCCUACAACUUCAGGCGGCUCCUUGGCUCCAAAAAUCCGAUCUGUGUGCGUUACGUUUUACUUUCGUUACAGGAAUGUCUGCUAUGUGCAUUCGGCCCAUCAGUGCGGUGCAAGUUAGUACACGUGUGUACACACCCACUUUUGGAAGGUCACGCAUUUCAUCUGAAAUACAGUAUGUAGUCUUCCCAGUUUGUGCAUAUGUAUCAUGUACGUGUGCCUUUGUGUGGACAUUUUCCCUUGAAGUGGUUUUAUUAAUUUAAUUGAAAACAUUUACUGCUGGGUCCUGCAUUUGCUGCUGUUAAUAAAUGCUUGUCAAAAUUUGAAAUAAAUUGUUAAUUUUCCCAUAA
This is a messenger RNA of Anguilla rostrata (American eel), 5102 nucleotides long. RefSeq names its product high affinity cationic amino acid transporter 1-like. The record is from RefSeq and is a predicted model, not a curated record. The transcript is spliced from 12 exons. Bases 442 to 2373 code for a protein of 643 amino acids. Gene Ontology annotation, biological process: L-arginine import across plasma membrane; L-ornithine transmembrane transport. Gene Ontology annotation, molecular function: L-lysine transmembrane transporter activity; L-ornithine transmembrane transporter activity; L-arginine transmembrane transporter activity. NCBI's taxonomy places the organism in Eukaryota, Metazoa, Chordata, Actinopteri, Anguilliformes, Anguillidae. Gene Ontology annotation, cellular component: plasma membrane.